AUGCGGCGGCCAGCAGGAGUCAAAGGAGCUGCUUUGUUGACAGCUUCUCUACUCCUGGUGCCCUACAUCGCAGCAUUACAACCUCACGAACAAAUUUAUCACCGAGAAUCCCCUCAUGAGAAUGGUCCUGCAGACGAUCAAUCUACAGAAGCCGGCUUUUCCCCCGGCCUUCGAAAUGGACAACGAAUGGAUACGACACAGUACAGAAAUGGAAAGGAUACAAACAUAAUUGAUUUAGGAAACAAAGCGAGCGCUGUCGCAACCAAUCCUGUAGCUCUGGCCGGCCAUGAUAGCCGUGCCGUACGAGCUGUUCAGCCUGCACAACGAGGCUCUGGCAAACAUGCCGGGCUUUCUACGCCGCUUCAAGCGCGCUCGUUGCAGGACUGGGAAGUGGAGGAUUUCGUGCUUCUGGCGACCGUGGAUGGGUCAAUACACGCAAGAGAUAGGAAGACGGGCAAUCCGAAGUGGGAAUUGGAGGUGGACAAGCCCAUGGUGGAAACGACCUACCAUACUCAAAACAAAUCCCAGCUCGAUGGAUCUCGUCCGGAGUAUGAUUUUCUCUGGAUAGUGGAGCCAAGCCGAGAUGGAGAGAUCUAUAUUUACAAUCAAGGAGGAUUGGGAGGGCUGCAGAAGUUGCAUAUGACGGUGAAACAGCUGGUGGCUGACAUGUCUCCAUAUGAGAGCAUGGACCCUGCCGUGGUCUACAAUGGAGAAAAGAGGACGAAGCUCUACACCGUCGACGCCGAAACCGGCACGAUCAGCAAAGUUUUCGGUUCUGGGGGGACCUUAAGCAAAGAGCCGAGAUGUCCCAGGCCUGGCGGCCUUGAUCUGUUGGACGACGAAGAGUGUGGCUCAGGGGGGUCUUUCGUUCUCGGAAGGACAGAAUACAUCAUUACAAUUCAGAACCGUGACACAACGGAACCAUUAUGUACUCUCAAAUACUCUGAGUGGGGCCCCAACGCUCGAGAUGGAGAUUUACAUAGUCAAUAUGCGGAGACCAAGGACAAUCGCUAUAUCUAUACAUUACAUGACGGGAGCAUUUUCGGUUGGAAUCAUGGGGAUGUAGGUAAAUGGCGGCAAUCGUACACUCAAAAGCUAUCGUCUCCAGUCGUUAGGGUUUUUGAUGUGGCUCGGCCUCUGCAAACGGACGAUCGAGAUCCUCAGCUUAUCGUCCUUCCUCAGCCGAUUGGACCAUUAGAUCAAGAACCUGCCUAUAGCUCGAUUGACGUCAAGAAUCGUAUAUUUGUCAACCGGACUUCAGCUGGUGGCUGGUUUGCGAUGUCAGAGAACACUUAUCCCCUCGUCACGGGGAGAGCGAAAGAGGCUCUUUGUUACGACAAAGACUGGCUCGAGUGGACAUCUUCCACACAUUGUAGCUUGGACAAGCGGCAAGAGGGUUUCAUUGGUGUUCAUGCAUUGUCCGAGCUCGAGCCACGUAGAGGCAGUCCCUUGACUAUCUCAGGCCACGGACUCAAUCAGCAAAAUGAAGAGACUUUGCCUGAACCAUACGCCGAGAUCUCGCGCAUCCCGACUACGCCCGCCCUUGAUCGAAGUUGGAUCCUGAGUGGAGCUAGAGACAACCCAUAUGAUACACUGAUCAUCCUCGCUGUCAUUUUACUCUCAUAUCUGCUUUGGAAUCGGCCACGACUGCUCAAAGCUUUCAAUAGCAACAUCAAAUUCCGCAAUCCGCUUAUUAUUGCGGACCCUGGUACACUCUCCGUCCCUUCAUCGCCAACCGUUACACAGUCCACAUGGAGCCAAGAGCCAGAGACAAUCGAUGAAGCUAGGCAGAAUGUGGCCGAGGAGAAUGGUAAGACUAUCCAAAGAUCUAAGUCGCGCACCUCAACUUUGGUUGAUCUACCGCCUGAGGUAAAACGCGCUCGGAGCAUUUCAUUGAAUGACCGCGUUCGUGCAGAAGGUGAGAAAGGCGUCAGAUUUGAGGUUUCUCCACCUGCCUUUGUAGAUGGAGAGCAGUUUGACCCAUCACAAUCUCCUCAAUUGGGCAAGAAGAAGGCCCGACGCGGUGCCCGAGGAGGUGUGAAGCAUAAGAAGAAGCGAGCAGACAGCCAGAACGGUUCCAAAGAUGGAGUGGACGAGACUGUUAAAGAAAUUAUGCAGCUACCAGAGGAAAACAAAAUCCAGCCCGACCAGCCUCGGGUUGUCGCUCCUACUGUAGCAGACAUGAUAGACCCCGAUGGCACGUUACGAAUCGGCCAUCUUACUGUAAAGACAGACACCGUUCUGGGCUACGGUGGGCAUGGUACGAUGGUGUAUAAGGGUACCUUUGGCGGGAGGGAUGUUGCUGUGAAGCGUAUGCUUCGUGAAUUCUACGAAAUCGCCUCUCACGAGGUCGGACUACUUCAGGAAAGCGAUGAUCAUCCAAAUGUGGUGCGCUACUACGAUAAAGAAGAGGACAGUCAAUUCUUCUAUAUUGCAUUGGAGCUCUGCCCGGCGUCGUUACAAGACAUAGUAGAGCGACCUCAGGAUUUCUUGGAGCUCAUGAAGUCAUCGCCAGAUCAACCGGACAUGUUGAGACAGAUCACGGCCGGCCUCCACUAUCUACAUUCACUCAAGAUUGUGCAUAGGGACAUCAAGCCGCAGAACAUACUGAUUUCUGCACCUAAGGCCAACCCACUGCUGCCUUCAGCGACCCCGAAAGCGCGCCUUUUGAUAUCCGACUUUGGGCUUUGCAAGAAGCUAGAAGCCGAUCAAAACUCAUUUCGCGCCACCACAGCCCACGCAGCGGGCACUUCUGGGUGGCGUGCACCAGAGCUUCUCGUUGACGACGAUCCGAGCCUUCAAAAAGUCAGCUCCACUACGACGGAUACCAACAACUCGGAGACUCUGGUGAUUGACAGCCAAACCAGAAGGAGUGCGACGCGGGCUAUCGAUAUAUUCUCCCUUGGAUGUAUUUUUUAUUAUUGCCUGACGAAUGGCCAACACCCUUUCGACAAGCAGGACAAAUUCAUGCGCGAAGCCAACAUUGUCAAGGGUACGUACAACAUUGAUGCUCUCGGCUGCUUAGGGGACUACCAAUGGGAGGCACGGGACUUGAUCGAAAGCAUGCUGCGACACAACCCUAAGCAACGGCCGGAUUCGGGUUCUAUCCUGCGGCAUCCCUUCUUCUGGUCUCCUGAAGAGCGGCUCCAAUUUCUUUGCGACGUGUCGGACAGUUUUGAACACGAGAAAUAUCAGCUCGAUCUCUACAUCAAAGAUCAUGCAGGCACUGACGCGUUCAGUCAACACAUCGAUUAUCUCGAGUCCUGUGCCGAUCAAGUCAUUGAGGGCGACUUCCAGCGGGCACUCCCGCACGAAUUCAAAGAGUCAUUGGGCAAGCAGCGCAAAUACAAGGGUGGCAGCCUGCUCGACCUGCUACGAGCAUUACGGAACAAGCGGAACCAUUAUGAAGAUAUGAGCGAGAAUUUGAAGCGUCAGAUUGGUGGACCUACGGAAGGAUAUCUCAGCUUUUGGACACGGCGAUUUCCCAAUCUUCUUUUGACAUGUUGGAGAAUCAUCGAAGACGUUGAAUGGACGACGAAAGAUAGGUACAAGAGGUAUUAUAUUGGAAAGGAUAUGUGA
This is a messenger RNA of Bacidia gigantensis, 3579 nucleotides long. RefSeq lists its product as uncharacterized. Gene Ontology annotation, biological process: mRNA processing; intrinsic apoptotic signaling pathway in response to endoplasmic reticulum stress; protein phosphorylation. Gene Ontology annotation, cellular component: IRE1-TRAF2-ASK1 complex. Bases 1 to 3579 code for a protein of 1192 amino acids. Lineage: Eukaryota; Fungi; Ascomycota; Lecanoromycetes; Lecanorales; Ramalinaceae. The transcript has a single exon. Gene Ontology annotation, molecular function: RNA endonuclease activity; ATP binding; protein serine/threonine kinase activity. The record is from RefSeq and is a predicted model, not a curated record.